Molecule: messenger RNA, 2142 nt
Organism: Capsaspora owczarzaki ATCC 30864
Lineage: Eukaryota; Filasterea; Ministeriida; Capsasporidae
Exons: 5
Coding region: 117-1841 (574 amino acids)
Source: RefSeq, a predicted model, not a curated record
UUUUUUUUUUUUCUUUUUCUUUUUUUUCCUCUCCUUCGUUCUUUCACUGUUGCUUGCUUUUGACGUUCGCUGGUUUUGCUGGGUUUUUUUUCCUUGCAUCCAUCAUAAUCACACGAAUGCUGCCUCAGCGUGGGUGGACUGUCGCCACGCCGGCUCCUCUGCUGAUGCUGCUGCUGGCCGUCCUUACACUUGUGUCACUCUCCGCUCCAGUUCACGGCGUGAAUCUAAAGUACCUCUUCUUCUUUGACCGCGGAACGUUCGAUCCUGAUCGAGUUUCCUCAACGACGACCGACAGCUACAUGUAUUUGGAACGAUCAGACGGCGGAUCCUACCAAGCACGCACAGUUUUCGGCACCUUGACACCUCAAUGGUCAGACGACUACCUUGUAACAUUGCCGAAUGAUAUCAGCGUUGAUAUUUCCAUGUGGCUUAACGUGUUUGGCUCGGAUAUUCGCUUCGGAACAUACAAGACGAUCAAUUUGGCAACCCUUACGAACCAGAACACCUUCUACUAUUUCAAUUCUACUCAAUUCACCAACUAUUGGUAUGCCUUCUCCGUCAUGGUCCUUCCGACAAACACGGCUUCCCGUCUGGCCGAUUGCAGCUCUUCUUCCACGUUGACUGCGACUCAAGGAUUCAUUCGCGAUGGCAAUUCUAUCUAUGACAUUAAUGCGGAUUGCAAUUUUAAUGUGCAAGUUGCAUCCGCUGUUUCAUACACGCUCACCUUCUACAGCUUCGCGACCGAACCCCGCUACGAUGUUCUCAAGUUCUUCAACUCGGCCAAUCAACUUGUUGGGUCUUUCAACGGAUCGCUGCCUGUUCCGUUCGAUUUCACGAUCGUUGGCAACAAGUUUAGCGCCGAGUUCACUUCAGACGACACCAACGUCGACUAUGGCUUUCUCAUCAUGUACACUGCCAACUUUUUCAGCACAUCGUCAAGCGCGACUCCGUCAAGCGCGACUCCUUCAUCAACAAGGUCAAGCGCGACUCCUUCAUCGACAAGAUCAAGCAUGACUCCUACAUCAACGCCGUCAAGUGCAACACCGUCCUCGACCGGAGAGGCGUCUACCGCUGCUGAUUCGUCGACGCCGGUUGCUCCGCUUGCGUCUACCACGAACGAACCUGCCAUUUCCAGCACGUUGGUGCCAUCCGAAAUCUCUUCAUCCGCCGACCUCUCGUCGUCUGCAGCAUUGAGCUCAACUGUCCAGACAUCUUCUGUCCACUCAUCCAUUCCCUCGAGCCGUACACCGGCGGCAUCCACCCAUUCGCCUCCGCCCUCCUCCGCUCCAGUCGUAUCGUCGUCUACCCCGUCGCACCAGUCGGCGGGAGCUCCUCUGGGCGGUAGCGGCGGCUCCAGCUUCCCGGUUGCCGCUGUGGCUGGCGGUGUGGCCGGCGGGCUUGUCCUCCUGCUGGUGAUUGUCUUGGUGUGUCGGCGUCGAGGACAGUCCAGCCCCCGGUACAAACCAAGGGUGUCCACUGCUCCCGAGAUUGAGCCAACCACGCGCAUGUCGUGGCUGUUCAAGCGGGGCGGUCGCGAAACUCGUCACGGCAACAGCACCGACAUGACGAUGAAUGCAUUGGGCAACAGCGACGGCGUUUAUGCGGCUGUCGGUUCAUCGCGGCACGAUUUGCUGCGCACGGAUAAUGACGACUCGACUCAAUACUCGGACGUGACGACCGUCAAAUCGAGUCGCCCUUCAAGCAAUGAGACGACGUAUGCGACCGCCACAUCACGCGGUCCGCGCGACUCCAAGGCAAGCGGCAAGCCCGAUGUGAAUUACGCCGCAAUCGAGUUUGGGGGUGUUUACGACACUCCCAUCACCCGCGCCUCGAACGCGUGAUUGUGAUUUUUCCUUUGUCCAAUUGUCCAAUUUGACGAUUGUGAUGCUGUAUUUUCUGUCAUGUUCUGCUUCCAUCUUACCCCCGCGCUCAGACGCCCGUUUUCUGUAUUACUCCUGUUGUUUUGUGUGUUGCUCCUUCGUUCCGUUCCGUGUAUCAUCACUUUGCUGUUUGUUGUUUGUCACUCUCUGUACGUCAACAUUUGACUACACACUGCUCAGCGGUCGGUUUGACUCCAUGAUCCACAAUGUACAGUACUGCAUUGCGCGGCUCUACGUGGUGAAUAGCGAAUUUUGUUCAAUG